GUCAUGUUUCUUUGCUUGAGACUACUCCCCACCCAUCCUCUCGGCCUCGCAUCCAACAAACCAGCAAUACAUACAUGCAACGAUGGCCGAAAGCACGACCCAACGAGCGCCCUACGCCCCCAAAGUCCAACUAAGCUGUGAGAUGUGUCGCCAGCGCAAGGUGAAAUGCGACAAGCUAAGCCCGUGCACGAACUGCCAACGGCUCGGGGCGGUUUGUAUCCCCGUGGAACGAGCACGUCUGCCACGGGGCCGCUUCCGAAAGGCGAAGGUCAUAGAUCAAGUCACCGAGAGUGACGCCGCUGAUGCUACUGAUGAGUUGAAGGGAAGGAUGGAGAGGUUGGAGGGGCUGGUUUGUACGCUGAUGCAGGAUAACGGGGUUGUGGCCAAUACUAUCGUGCCAGCGAUGGCUGAUGCGGGAAUCCUGCCGAGUCCCUGCGAUACCGAGUUCCAGAGUGAUUUACCUUCGCCUGUGGGUAACGACGUUCGAGGUGGAGGUGGAGGUGUGGUUGUUCAGAAGGGCAGUUCUUAUUUGGGGAAUUCGUUUUGGGAGGGCUUGAUGCAUGUACAAAACUGUUCUUUGCGCAACGUCACGGACCAGCGUCAGGAUGGUGCGACGUUCGCGCCUUAUGAUGUUCUUGUCCGUGGAUUGACAGGCAGCCCUUUAUGUUUCCCUAAAGAACCAUGGGCAACUCCGCAGCUUCAGCAGCAUCUGUGUCAUGUCUUUUUGACACAAGUCGACCCGGUAUUCAAGAUUCUACAUCAACCGUCCCUCCGUGCAUUCCUCUUAGAAGGGAAACCAUAUCUCCACUACGAUGCUCGUCACCCAGCUCCAGAGGCCCUUCGAUGCGCCGUCUACUACACAGCAGCCUGCAGCAUCACCGAAAAUCAGUGGCCCCCUGCUCUGGGAGCCAGCAGAGCAUCGGUAAUUGCCAGAUACCAAAGAGAAACAGAAGCAGCCCUAGUGCGGGCUGAAUUCGUCACAUCAGACGACUUGACUGUUUUACAAGCAUUCGUACUUUCGUUAAUCGGAGCUCGCUUGCAGGACCGCAGCAGACGAGCAUGGACAAUGCUCAGCAUGGCUGUUCGUGUAGCACAGGCGCUCUCACUGAAUGUGCCGGACCCACCAUUUCUGAUAACGCCGUUUGAGCAGGAAAUGCGGAGGCGGCUGUGGGGUGCUAUUGGAUUGCUGGAUGUCCAGGCGUCGCUGGACCGGGCGUCCGAGCCGAUGAUUUUACGGAGUUGGUUGGAGUCGCAUGCGCCGGCGAAUCUCAGUGAUGAUGAUAUUCUGUUUGGGCACGAGAUCGCCCCGACGGAAUCCGGUGGUUUCACAGACACUACUUUUACCUUGGUGAUAUCCAAGGCACAAUGCUCUGUACGUUCACUCACGGAGCCGGGGUCACAGUACAUGCAUAUACGGCAGGUAUGCGUCGCCGAUUUCCAGCAGACAGCAUCGCAACUGCUUCGUAAUUGCCAGCCAGAUGCAGUGCCUUUUCACUGGUACACCUAUCAAGUCGCAGACUACAUCGCCGCCUCCAUGCAGCUCAUCGCCCUACGACCACUCCAGCGCACGCCCGACUUCAUGCCUCCUCAUGUCCCUGGAUCCAAUCUCCUCAGACUAUCCGUGGAUAUUCUGCAGAAGACGGAGACACUACACCGCGAUCCCCGCGGGCAUCCAUGGCGCUGGUUCGAGGGUAUCUUUGUCCCCUGGCAUGCGCUGGCGGUCGCGAUCGCGGAACUGUGUGGAUGCGAAGAUGCAGCGCUGAUAGAACGAUAUUGGGAUACCGUGGAAGGCGCAUUUGAGCGAUUCGGGGGAUUGGUCGCGGACGAGAAAGAGGGUAUGCUGUGGAAGCCGAUGGAGAGGUUGAUGGAGAGAGCGCGCGCUAAGAGAGAGAGCUUAAGAGCAGUCUUUACUCCUGAGUCUGCAUCUGCGCAAUUGCAACCACCGUUCCUGCCGGUGAUGACCCCGGAUCAAGGCCAGAAUCAAAGAGGGAUGGGGCCGGUUGUAACCCCGUCUAGUAGUACGGGUAGCAUUGGGAUUGAACCGUGGACAAAUGUGCCGAAUGUAUGGGAUGGAGUAGACUUGGGGGAUGUUGGUAUUGAUCAAUUGUCGUGGACUAAUUAUGAGGAUUUUAUGGAGGAUAUGCAGCGAUGAUUUGAUUUUACAAAUAGAAUGAAUCUUUGGGUGCCGACGACGCCAAAAACGGCAGCUCAUGAGGCCGUUUCUGGCGUCGUUGGCACCAGGAACUUCGCCUAAACGGGUAAGGCGCUCAUGCCGCUUUAGACUGGCGACGGUGCGGCACCGGACACGUAUUGGUAUUACUGUUUUUUUACCCUCAGCCAGCGGGCUCUGUCCCACCU
Molecule: messenger RNA, 2358 nt
Organism: Aspergillus glaucus CBS 516.65
Lineage: Eukaryota; Fungi; Ascomycota; Eurotiomycetes; Eurotiales; Aspergillaceae
Product: Zn(II)2Cys6 transcription factor
Exons: 2
Coding region: 83-2152 (689 amino acids)
Biological process (GO): DNA-templated transcription; regulation of DNA-templated transcription
Molecular function (GO): zinc ion binding; DNA-binding transcription factor activity, RNA polymerase II-specific; DNA binding
Source: RefSeq, a predicted model, not a curated record